Molecule: messenger RNA, 904 nt
Organism: Racocetra persica
Lineage: Eukaryota; Fungi; Glomeromycota; Glomeromycetes; Diversisporales; Gigasporaceae
Source: the annotation of a GenBank genome assembly
UCAACAUCCUUAAAACGUUCAAAAUGGGUGAGUGUGAAGUUUUUCGAUUGGCAGGCUGUUAGUUGUGGCUCAAAAAAGAAAGGAACUAAAAUGUCCUUGACAGAUUUUUUGGCAGAUCAGUCAACUGGUUCUUGGGCUGAUGAAAUGGAUGAUUUACCCUCUGCGCCUGCCGCGGCCUUAGGUCAUGGUGAACAUGAUGAUUUACAUCGUCGUAGUGGUGGAUUCGGUGAUAGAAAUAGGAUGUAUCCAACUGGAAAAACGAGUUCGAGAGAUUCACGCUAUGAAUCUCGCGAAUCGACACGCGAUUCUCGGUUCAUGAGUCGCCCAGAAAGAGCACCUCAACCUUUACCAACAUCACCUCCAUAUACUGCACAUCUUGGAAAUUUACCCUUUGACUUAACUGAACAAGAUGUGGAAUCGUUCUUUAGGAAUUCAAAAAUCAUUACCAUCAGAAUUCUUCGUGAUAGAGAUGAUAAACCUAAAGGUUUUGGAUAUGUUGAAUUUGAGGACGUAGAGUCAUUGACAAAAGCAUUGCAGCUAAGCGGAGAGUCGCUUGGAAAUCGGCCAAUCAGAGUUAGCGUGGCUGAACCACCAGCUCGUGAUCGUGAACAACGCGAAGAUCGGACAGCUGGUGAAUGGCGACGAAUAAUUCCAAGGGAAUCAACUGUUUCAUCUCCGAGGAGUGAACGCUUUAGUGAUAAACCCGGUCAUCGAGAAGAUAAAUGGGGUGACCGUGGAUUUCGUGAUCGUGGAGACCGAGUUGAUCGUAAUGAGCGCAGUAGCGAAAGAGGAGAUCGUGGUGGAGAGAGAGUAGAUCGUAAAGUCGAUACGGAAUGGAGAGGCGGUGCGUUUAGUAGUAGCAGGUCGAGCAGUUUUCGUGAACGCCGUUCGGAGGAAAGAAUUG